AUGCCUGUGACAAAAUCUACAAAGGAGCCUAAGGCGGCACCAACACUUAGAUAUUGGAUUGUUAAACUGAAGGAAAUACAGUCAUCGUUUGGAGAUAUUUGGGAAUUUGUCGAAACAUUCCAAGAAGAUGUAAGCUCGACACAAAUUUCGGUACGAUUAAAUGCCAUCGAUGAUUUGUGGGAAAGGUUUGGAGAUGUUUUGAUAGAAAUUAAAUCUCAUGAGGACUUUACUGCAGGUGAUGAAAUAUACGAUAAAGAGCGAAAGGAAUUCAGUGAUAGGUUUUACCAUGCGAAAUCGUUUCUGAUUGAGAAGGCCAAGGAGCGUCAGGACUCUGCUGAGGUGAACCAGACUAUUCGAUCAGAAUCUGGCCACAUGGCAAACGUGGAUCAUGUUCGACUCCCACAAAUCAAGCUUCAAUCUUUUGACGGAAACAUCGAUGAAUGGCUAGGUUUUCGUGAUUUGUACCUCUCUUUGAUUCACUGGAAGCAGGAACUUCCAGAGGUGGAAAAGUUCCACUAUUUGAAAGGGUGUUUGCAAGGCGAACCAAAGGCGUUGAUCGAUCCGCUACAAAUCACGAAAACAAAUUAUACUGUUGCAUGGGAGAUGCUAUUGAAACGGUACAAUAAUAGCAAACAGCUGAAAAAACGGCAGGUGCAAGCACUUUUCAAGCUGCCAGGAAUGGUAAAGGAAUCCAAGGGUGAGCUACAAACGUUGCUGGAGGGUUUUGAGAGAAUUGUGAACACUCUUGAUCAAGUUCUGGAAACCGACGAAUACAAGGACUUACUGUUGGUGAAUUUUCUCGUUUCUCGGUUGGAUUCCGUAACACGUAGGAGCUGGGAGGAAGAGUCUGCUACCAAGGAGCAAGAUUCUCUGGCAGAACUCACAGAAUUUCUUCAUCGUCGAGUUCGGGUUUUAGAAGCUCUCCCUCCACGGUUUACGGACAACAGAUCAAUGCAGCCUCAAGGUUCGGUGAAACAGAAGACGGUCAGUGUCAGAACUUACCAUAACAACGUGAAGUCUUCCGGGAUUAGAUGUCAUGCAUGCAAGGAAGGUCAUUUGCUUCACCAGUGUCAGAAGUUUUUGAGAAUGGGUGUCAAUGAAAGGGAUUCUCUGUUGAAGGUUCAGUCGUUAUGCAGAAACUGUUUCAGGUCUGGGCACAUGGCUAAGGAUUGCCAGUCUAAAUUCUGGUGCAGGACCUGUAAAGGUAGACAUCAUACGUUGGUGUGUUUCAAGGUGAAGGAAGACAGUCAGCCAGCCGAACUUCGAUCAAGUGUUCCUUCAACAUCAAGUGGUGGUGCUUCGAAAGAGAGUUCUACUUUUCAAACAUCGCAUUCGUCAUCAGCCUGCCUAACAUCUAGUGAUCAGAGGAGGCCUCGAUCACAGGUUCUGCUAGCAACAGCGGUAGUUUUCAUCGAAGAUGAGAUGGGCGCCCGGAUUCCAGCUCGUGCAUUGUUAGACUCCGGAUCAGAAAGCAACUUUAUCUCUGAGCGGUUGUGUCAGUUGAUGAAGAUAAGUCGGAAGAAGGUGGACAUCUCAAUCUUGGGUAUCGGUCAAGUACAAACAAGAGUCAAGCAUAAGAUUGAGGCGGUGGUUCAUUCCAGGGUAACCAGAUUCUCCAAAGAAAUGAAUUUCUUGGUUUUACCGAAGGUAACGGUUGAUCUUCCUACAUCAUCGGUUGAUACGGAUGGGUGGAGAAUUCCGGACGGUAUUAGUCUUGCGGAUCCGUCAUUUUUUGUGUCCACAAAGGUGGAUCUAGUUCUUGGAAUUGAGUUCUUUUUCGAGUUUUUCCAAACGGGGAAGAAUAUGUGUAUUGGCGACAACUUACCAACGCUCACGGAUUCGGUUUUCGGAUGGGUGGUUUCCGGAGGUCUAUCGGAACACACAGUGACAAGGGUCAACUGUAACACUUCUACUACAGAGUCGUUGGAAUCGUUGGUUUCCCGUUUUUGGGCGUGCGAGGAGAUCGGUUUAGAAAAACUGUACACAGAGGAGGAACAAAUGUGUGAAGACCAUUUUCAGAAAACGGUUCUGAGAAAUCCCGAUGGAAGGUACACAGUUGCCUUGCCCAAAAACCCACAGUCUUUUCCAACUCUGGGUGAAUCAAAGGAAAUAGCAUUUCGUCGGUUGCAAGCUACGGAACGAAGGCUGAACAGGGAUUCUGACCUUCGAAACCAAUAUAGCGCGUUUAUGGAGGAAUACCUUGAGCUUGGACACAUGCAGAAGGUUAAGGAGGAUCUACUUGUGAAACGUUGCUUCCUACCACAUCAUCCCGUCCUGAAAGAAAGCAGUACCACCACAAAACUUCGGGUGGUGUUUGAUGCGUCCUGUAAAACGUCUUCGGGGACCUCGUUGAAUGAUGGGUUGUUAGCUGGGCCGGUGAUUCAGGAGGAUUUGAGGUCGAUCAUACUUCGUUGCCGUACAAACCAAGUCAUGGUUGUUGCGGAUGUAGAGAAGAUGUUCCGGCAAAUCUUCAUAACUCCUGAGGAUCGUCCUUUGCAAUCGAUACUUUGGCGAAAAUCACUGUCGGAUGAGGUCGCAGUAUACGAGCUGAACACAGUUACGUACGGUACAAAACCCGCACCAUUCUUGGCAACCAGGACUUUGAAACAGUUGGCUAUUGACGAAGAGGAGCGCUAUCCCCUUGCGGCUAAGGCUUUUACCGAGGAUACCUACAUGGACGAUGUGAUAACCGGAGCAGAAGAUGUGGAAGCAGCACUCAAGCUGAGGCUUCAGCUCGAAAAUGCUGCGAUAGCGGGUGGAUUUCGGUUACGAAAGUUUGCUUCUAACUGUCCAAGGAUUUUAGAAGGCAUGACUGAGGAAAACGUGGCGAUUAAAGACUUCUCGGAGGAUGCUGAAUCAGAUCCGUCGAUGAAGAUUCUUGGACUCACAUGGCUGCCGAAAUCAGACAUCUUCAAAUAUCAAUUUAGUUUUCCGGAGUUAUCGACAUCAGGUGACCUUACGAAACGACAGGUUCUUUCGGUGAUUGCAACAUUGUUCGAUCCGCUCGGUUUAUUGGGAGCAGCGGUUACAACAGCUAAGGUUUUCAUGCAACAACUUUGGCUAUUGCAGGAUAGCAAUCAAGAGCGUUUGGGUUGGGAUCAACCACUACCUCCAACGGUGGGUGAGGUUUGGCGGAAUUAUUUCGAGCAGCUACCGUUGUUGAACGAAAUCAGUAUCGCACGUUGUGUCAGGAUCCAAGGAGCUGCAGAGCUAGAAAUUCACUGCUUUUCAGAUGCCUCUGAAAAGGCAUAUGGAGGAUGCGUGUAUCUGAAAAGCGUAGAUUCGGAAGGAAGAGUGAAGAGCCAUUUACUGUCAGCGAAAUCCAAGGUGGCUCCGUUGAAAUGCCAAUCGAUUCCUCGUCUAGAGUUGUGUGGGGCACUUCUCACUGUGCAGCUGUUUGAAAUGGUUCAGAAAUCGAUUAAAAUCGACUGUCCGGUUUAUUUUUGGACGGAUUCCACUUGCGUGUUGCGUUGGAUCCAAGCGGUGCCUACCACAUGGACCACCUAUGUGGCUAACAGGGUUGCUAAAAUACAAUCAUUUAGCAAGGGAUGUGAAUGGAGACAUGUCCCUGGAGCAGAUAAUCCUGCGGAUUUGAUCUCACGGGGAGUUGCGCCCGAGAAGUUUAUACAAGCCUUGAGAAGAUUUGUCGGCAGACGCGGGAAAUGCUCUGAUUUGUUUUCUGAUAAUGGAACAAAUUUUGUGGGUGCAAAAAAUCAGCUGAAGGAGCUUUUCAGUCUGUUCAAGGACCAGAAUCAUCGUGAAAUGGUAGAACGAGAAUGCUGUAACGAAGGUAUUCGUUGGCAUUUCAAUCCGCCGAGUGCCCCUCAUUUCGGUGGGUUAUGGGAGGCAGCCGUUCGUUCAGCUAAGCAGCACAUACUUAAGGUUAUUGGUGAAAACCCAGUAUCGGCCGAAGACUUCACAACAUUGCUCGUUCAGGUGGAAGCUUGCUUAAACUCGAGACCUCUCACACCUCUGUCUGAUAACCCAGAGGAUCUCGAGCCGUUAACUCCUGGACAUUUCCUUAUUGGGGAAUCAUUACAAGCUUUACCGGAUUUGAAUUUUGAAGAUACACCAGAUAAUAGAUUAAAUCAACUUCAGCAAAUGCAGAAAAAUCUAAGGCUUAUUUGGAAUCGUUGGCGACGUGAGUACUUGGCGCAGCUUCAGGCUCGUACUAAACGUUGGAAGCCAGCUGUUUCCAUAAAACCAGAUAGCAUGGUUAUAAUCAAGGACGAAAGACUCCCACCAUGUCGCUGGAAAAUGGGUCGAAUAAUGGAACUUCACCCUGCACCAACACAGACAUCUAGGAAGGCAGCAAACAACAACAACAAAAACAACAACAGUUUGCAGGUUAUUGUAUAUUGCCAGCGGCUCUUAGAGGCGGCAAACGACCAAAGUGGCUUAACCUCGGAACUGAACUAUGGCGAAAAACAACCAUCCGAAAAGUCCCUGGAGCGUGACGGAAGCAGCGACGCGGCACCAAAAUACGUAUCCGCCAUUUCUCGAUUGCGCCAGCCAGAUACACUUUUAUACAUGCAAGAUAAUAACUUUGAGGUUCGUUUUGCCGGCGCCUCCGCCGAGCGUUCCGAGUUUGCUGCUGCUGUAGUUCGCGUUCUGCGCCUGAGAAUUACCAUCGCAGCUCAAAUCCAGAGAAAUCCUGUUAAGAUGAUCAAGGAAACUAUAAUUUUCAUCUGCCCCCCAGCCGGGGAAUCCAUCACUUCCGGCGGAGAUCAACCUAGAGGAGGGAAACAGUGA
Molecule: messenger RNA, 4752 nt
Organism: Uranotaenia lowii
Lineage: Eukaryota; Metazoa; Arthropoda; Insecta; Diptera; Culicidae
Exons: 4
Coding region: 1-4752 (1583 amino acids)
Biological process (GO): DNA integration
Molecular function (GO): nucleic acid binding; zinc ion binding
Source: RefSeq, a predicted model, not a curated record